Messenger RNA from Coniophora puteana RWD-64-598 SS2, 759 nucleotides. RefSeq lists its product as uncharacterized. Lineage: Eukaryota; Fungi; Basidiomycota; Agaricomycetes; Boletales; Coniophoraceae. The coding region runs from base 1 to 759 and encodes 252 amino acids. The transcript has 5 exons. The record is from RefSeq and is a predicted model, not a curated record.
AUGACAGACUCACCGAACCGCUCGUUAUCGCGUGGCAGAGACCAGUUCUUCCAAUCGUCCGGGCGCGGAGGCGCAGGCAACAUCAGGCGUACCUCGCAGUCCCGCGAGCCCGCUGCCAGGACGCCAGGCGACGAGUUCCCACCUACGCCGCCUCGCGGGCGAGAGACAGCGCCCAAGGAACAGGUGUUCUCGGUGGGCCGCGGCGGCGCGGGUAAUAUCCGCUCGCCGUCGCGAGAUGUAAGGACCGAUCAGGCGAUACCGGAGGAUAAGCAGGCCGAGUAUGAGCAGAGGGUGGUGCAGCAGCAUGCUGAUGCGAACCAAAUCCGCUCGACGGGACGCGGAGGCGUGGGUAACAUCUCUGGCUCACGCUCUCGCUCUCGAGGGCCUGUACACUCGACGGGGCGCGGCGGUGCGGGCAACAUUGCAUACGGGGACGGAAUCACCGCCGACGUGCUCGACCAGGAGGAGCGAAAGCAGCACGGCCACCCGGAAGGAAUACACUCCACAGGCAGAGGCGGCGUCGCAAACCUGACGUCGGCAGCGAACCCGCAGAUCGAGUCCCCGCCCCCGCCGAGCUACCAUGCUAGCUCCGAGUUCACGUCCUCUGGACGGGGCGGUGCGGGCAACAUCCGGUCGAGGUCUGCGUCGCGGGACCCUGCACAGAAGGACAAGGGGCACGGGUUGACGGCGCUGUGGAAUAAGGCAGCGCAUGGCGAGGCGGCUGUCGGGGGAACGGUGACCCCGAACGCCAAGAACUGA